Messenger RNA from Gastrolobium bilobum, 1113 nucleotides. Its product is annotated as dihydrofolate reductase-like. The record is from RefSeq and is a predicted model, not a curated record. Lineage: Eukaryota; Viridiplantae; Streptophyta; Magnoliopsida; Fabales; Fabaceae. Bases 43 to 942 code for a protein of 299 amino acids. The transcript has 7 exons.
ACCAACCAAGUCAAUUAAGAGAGCUAGCGGAAUGCCUUAAAUAUGGAGCAUACAGAUAAACAAAAGAUGGAAGGAGAAAAUAGAAAGAAGCUUAAAAUACUGUGCCUUCAUGGAUUCAGAACCAGUGGGAGUUUUCUGAAAAAGCAAAUCAGCAAAUGGGAUCCUUCUCUAUUUGCUCAAUUUGAUAUGGAAUUCCCAGAUGGUAAAUUUCCUGCUGGAGGGAAGUCUGACAUAGAAGGCAUCUUUCCUCCACCUUACUUUGAGUGGUUUCAAUUCAACAAGGAGUUCACGGAGUACACUAACUUGGAAGAAUGCAUCUCCUACUUGUGCGAAUACAUCACAGCCAACGGACCCUUUGAUGGUUUCCUGGGCUUCUCACAGGGUGCAACACUUUCAGCACUUUUGAUAGGUUACCAGGCGCAGGGAAAGUUGCUAAAGGAGCAUCCGCCCAUAAAACUUUUAGUAUCAAUAUCAGGAUCCAAAUUUAGAGAUCCCAGCAUAUGUGAUGUUGCCUACAAGGACCCCAUCAAAGCUAAAUCUGUUCACUUCAUUGGGGACAAAGAUUGGCUGAAACUUCCUUCUGAGGAGCUUGCCUCAGCUUUUGACAAACCCCUUAUAAUAAGGCAUCCCCAAGGUCACACUGUCCCUCGAUUAGAUGAAAUGGCCACCAGUCUGUUGAGAAAUUGGAUUACAGAAGUUGAUUUCUCAGUUUGUGAGCAUGACAUAGAUCAUGAAGAAAAGAAGUCAGAGGUAAAGGGGAGCAAGCUAGAAGCUUAUAGUACCAAUGAAACCAAAGGUGUAAACGGGGUGCAAAUAAAAAAGGGAGAAACUGACACAGUAGAGGUGACCCAAGUCGAUCAGAACUUACAAGAGGAAGCAUCUGAAUUUAAUAUAAAUUAUGAUGAAUUUGAAUCCAGAAAACAACCUCUUCCAAUAAUGUAAGGGUAAAACUACGUACAAGAAUUACCUUCAUCCCACACUCGCUAGUCAGGUUUAAUUCGGAGUGGGUUUUUUUUUAUGUAUGACUGGUUAUCCGUAUGGACCUGUUUUAUGUUGUCUUGAUCUUUUGAUGGAAUAGUGAAAAGAGAGGAAAAUCCUUCAUUGUACUGUGCA